Brassica oleracea var. oleracea is the source of this 540-nucleotide messenger RNA. RefSeq names its product dynein light chain 1, cytoplasmic. Gene Ontology annotation, biological process: microtubule-based process. The transcript has 3 exons. Gene Ontology annotation, molecular function: dynein intermediate chain binding; dynein light intermediate chain binding. The record is from RefSeq and is a predicted model, not a curated record. Gene Ontology annotation, cellular component: dynein complex. The coding region runs from base 184 to 465 and encodes 93 amino acids. NCBI's taxonomy places the organism in Eukaryota, Viridiplantae, Streptophyta, Magnoliopsida, Brassicales, Brassicaceae.
AGUAGUAACAAAAAGAUUGUCACAAAAGAUAUGUUAAAGAUAAGAGAGGGAAAAAAGAAAAGACAAAAGAUUACGCAAGCAGUAAGGUACUUAGGUAAGACAGUUACUUAAACACAGGAAGAUAAAACGACAGAACAUGUGAAGAUUCUCUUAAAAAGUUAAAACCUGUCGGAAAAGCUAAAGAUGCUGGAAGGGAAAGCAAAGGUGGAAGACACAGAUAUGCCAGUGAAGAUGCAAAUGAAAGCAUUGAACAUUGCUUCUCAAUCUCUCGAUCUUUUUGAUCUAUCUGACUGUCAACCUAUCGCUGCUCACAUCAAGAAGGAGUUUGAUGAGAGAUAUGGAAGUGGUUGGCAAUGCGUGGUGGGAUCAAACUUUGGGUGUUUCUUCACACAUUCUAAAGGAACUUUCAUCUAUUUCCAUUUGGGAACCCUCAAAUUCCUCAUCUUCAAAGGAGCCACUCUUUAGUUUCUUAAUAACACCCAUGUUUGUUUUUGUGUAGGAAGCUGUGUUUUUUUUUUGGUUCUCUCUUUUCAUGUUUGU